Messenger RNA from Blepharisma stoltei, 1196 nucleotides. The record is from the annotation of a GenBank genome assembly. NCBI's taxonomy places the organism in Eukaryota, Ciliophora, Heterotrichea, Heterotrichida, Blepharismidae.
AUGAGUGAUCAAAAAGUUGACAAAAAGAAAAGCCUUGCUCCCCAUUGAGAGCGAACAAAAAUCUUUGGUUCGCUGACAGGAGGGUGGUUGAUUUUUGUUUUUUUAAAAAUAUAUAUAUAUAAAUUUUAUAGUGAAACUAUUUUUCUAAGAAUUUAAAAAAUCCAACUCGUAAAAAUUUAGAAGUAAAAAUAUAAUUCAAUUUGUAAAAUUAGUGUUUUAAAAUGCAAACUGUUUAAAAUUAAAAAGAAUUAGCGAAAUUUCAUUAUAAUAACUUAUAAAUCAAAAUAUUUUUUUCAUAAUUUUUUUUCGCUCACGAGGGUGGUUUUAGGGAUUUUUCGAAUGGUUUUGCUCACACAUGGAGCUGGAGGAGUUAGCUUCUUUUCUAGCGAUGAAUGCUGUCAUAUCUGCAAAGCCUCUUUUAGCGUAAAUAAACCAAGAAGAACCUGCAAGUUCUGUAAUGAGCGUGUGUGCAAAGAGCAUUCUAUUAAAAAGCAAUGAGAUGACCAAAAGAAACGUAUGUGCGACAAUUGCAGAUAUGGAAAAAUCCGGCUACAAGUCGUGAAAAGCGUUUCUAAUGAAAUAAACGAUCUUCAAGCCACUCUAGCUGAAGCUGAGGCAGAAAGAGACAAAUAUGUAAAGGAAAUCGAAGAAAUGGACGUCAUUGCUGAUGUGAAAAGGUCAAAAAUAAACACAGGAGAUAUGGCUCAUCUUGAAAAUAUUUGUGAUCUAGAAUCAAGAAUUGGGGAGACAGUUCACCAAAAUGAAAGAACAGAAUUUGCGAUCACAAACUUAAAGACUUUUCAUGAUCACAAAUUUUUUGCUACAAACAGCCUUUUUAUACUUUUUUUAAACCAUUUUUAGUUUUUUAAAAUGCAUAAGAAUAAUAUUUUUAUUAAUUUCUAUUAAAAAAUACCAAAUUAAAUGUAUCCAAGGAAAAAUACAGGAAGCCAACUUUUCUUGAAGAGAGUCAAGAAAAAUGUGAUGGAUUAAAUAAAAGAAUUAGCGAUGUAGAUCGAGAAGUAAAACAGUAUGAAUAUUUAAAGGACAGAGUAAAUAAAGAAAUCCAAAGCCUGCUAGGAAAUGUUAAAAAAGUGAAAAAUGUUAUGAAUAAAAGUAUUACUCCUGAGCAGCUUAUACCAAUAAUUUGUGAAGAAUGCAACUCAAGGCUGUUUCAUGCUGGAGGGAAGAAAAAAUAA